Messenger RNA from Coffea arabica (coffee), 5419 nucleotides. Lineage: Eukaryota; Viridiplantae; Streptophyta; Magnoliopsida; Gentianales; Rubiaceae. The record is from RefSeq and is a predicted model, not a curated record.
UAGCAGUUGUAUGCAGCGCCUAGACGCCUCCACCCCACCACCGUUUUCUUGAUUUCCUGAUCACAGUAGUAUUACUAUUAGCGUAAAUACUACUGUGUGGAUUAUUAAUCCGGCAUAGUCUAGCACUAGAAUCCUUCUAUAAAUAGUGAACAAAAGUUGCUCGCCUUUUCCAUCCAGUCCUGAAAUCUUCUUCAAUCUUCUAAUCGUCUACUGAUAAUUCUGCGAUGGCCACCGAGCUCUCAAACAUUCUGCCUCGUGUCCUCAUCGUAUCCAGGCGUACGGUUCGCAAGAACAAGUUCGUCGACUUCGUAGGAGAGUACCAUCUCGAUCUUAUAGUAAGCUAUGGGGCUGUACCGGUGAUUUUACCCCGGGUGACGGGGGUGCACAUGCUGUUAGAGAGUUUUGAGCCGAUUCAUGGAGUUCUUCUCUGUGAGGGGGAAGAUAUUGAUCCAUCACUGUAUGAAGAAGAAGCAUCAGGUUUAACGCCAGAAGAAUUGGACGAAAUCCGGAGGGUGCACGCCAGCGAUACUUCCGUAGACAAAGAAAAAGACAACAUAGAAAUGAGGCUAGCCAAACUUUGCCUGGAGAGGAACAUUCCUUACUUGGGAAUAUGCAGGGGUUCACAAGUCCUGAAUGUUGCAUGUGGGGGUACCCUUUAUUUAGAUGUGGGGAAAGAAUUAACUAAUAAGGUUCCUGAAGAUCUGAGGGUAAUGCACAUGGAUUAUGAUAAUUAUGAUGGGCACAGACAUGCUGUGAAGGUUGUGGAGAAUACUCCUUUGAGUCGUUGGUUUAAGGACUCUUUGGAGGAAGGGAAAAUGGAGCUCUGGGUGAAUAGUUAUCAUCACCAGGGAGUUAAGAGGUUAGCUGAGCGUUUUGUUCCAAUGGCAUUUGCUCCUGAUGGUUUGAUUGAAGGGUUUUAUGAUCCUGAUGCUUAUAAUCCUGAGGAGGGUAAAUUCAUAAUGGGGCUCCAAUUUCAUCCCGAGAGAAUGAGGCAACCUGAUUCGGAUGAAUUCAAUUAUCCUGGAUGCCCUUUUGCUUAUCAGGAGUUUGUGAAGGCAGUUGUUGCUUAUCAGAAGAAGCUCAAUAGUGCAACAAAUGUACCGAGACCUGUAAAGCUUGAUCAAGAAAUGGAGAAGAAAAGAAAAUCCAUCGUUAGAAGCUUCUCAAUUGCAAGAAUAAUAUAUAAAGGGGGACGUGAUAUGCAUCUAUCAAAAGAAUCUGAACUUGAAGUCGGAGCAGAAUUCCUUGAGUCGAACACAGCUUUGACUUUGGAGCAGGAGAGUAGAUUGAAACAAAUGGGGGCAACCGUGAGGAACUCAUCUUCCUUCUUAGCUAGAUUAAGGUUAAACGAAGAAAGAGAGGCAUUAGCAAGGAAAGUGAUGGGAAACAUGUCGGUAGAACAGUUAUCUGAUCUAAUGUCCUUCUACCACAUGAUGGGGCAGAUAUGUUCAGAAGUCUUGGAGAAAAAACUUCAUGGCAUGGUCAAUGAUCUUUUGGCCGCCAAAGUUCGUUCGAUAUUUAUUGUCCAAUUAUCAACUCCUCUUUACAUUCCCUUCCUCACUCUUGCGCUCUACUCUUGCUCUACUAUGAAGAGCCAGUUCCUCCCGGAGACACCCUUUCUAUCUGUGUACAACAUCUUACUACUGAUUCUCUUCAUUCAGUUCCCUUCCAUUUUAGGCAACAACACCGAAUGGUACACCAGCUGCACCAAUUUGUUCAGUUGCGGGGGAAUCAGCGGCGUUGAUUACCCUUUCUGGGGUGGCAACAGGCCUCAAGAAUGCGGUCAUCCUGGACUAGAGCUCAUGUGCGAGGAUAGCACUCCAACCAUCGAGAUUAUGAACGUGAAAUAUCGAGUUCUUCAAGUCAAUCCCAGUUCUCAAAUCCUCAGAAUCACCAGAAAUGAAUUUGCAAUCAAGGAUAUCUGUCCAGAGAAAUUGGUGAACACCACCCUCGAUGCCAAUCUUUUCGAGUAUGCUUCGGGAUACGUCAAUCUUACGAUCCAAUACGGCUGCCCCUCUCUGAAUAUUCCCGUCCCGGCUCCAAUAGCCUGUAAUAUCAACGGAAUCACUUACCGGAACGUUUACGUCGUUCCGGGGGCACAAGGGCCUGGAACUUGUCGGGCGAGCAUAUUUUUUCCAAUUCAUAGCACAGCUUUUGGAGGAAUUACUGAAGAGUUGUCAAUUCUGGGGCAAGUAAUGGUCAGCGGAUUUGAAGUGCGAUGGAAAGUGGAUAGUAUGCAAUGCAAUGAGUGCAGGAAUUCGAAUGGCAGGUGCGGCUAUGACCUCAAAUCCAAUCAAUUUACUUGCCUAUGUCCCGGAAAUCAGGCCUCUGGUCACUAUGGAUGCACAAGCACAUCAAGUGAUGAAAAUGGUAGCCCGCACGAGUCCAUGGUUGUUUCAGGAUAUCCUUUCCGGGGACACGAAGAUCCCGCAUACUGUGGCUAUCCCGGGCUAGAGCUAAGAUGCGAUCAGAGGAGUAAUGUUACAAGACUCGAUAUCAAGAACAUGACAUUUUGGGUCUUGGAUAUCCAUCCAACCAGCCAGAUUUUGAGGGUUGCUAGAGAAGACGUGAUGGAGAACAACUGUCCUACUGAUUUAGUAAACAUGACUUUGGAUUACACCCUGUUUGAUUACUCCGCGAGUUAUAUAAACGUCACGUUUCUCUAUGGCUGCCUAGUCAAUUUACCCGAUGUUGUUUUCUUAUGUGGGAACAAUAUGUCUGUCUUGCCUGGAGACCUUGGUGCUGGACUGUGCAAGGCCAGUGUGGUAUAUCCGGCACUUCAAACGGGUAAUGGAGGAUCCUUUAAUUUUACGAGCUUGAAUCAAGUCCUCCGGCAAGGGUUCGACAUCAGAUGGAUAGUGGAUACUGGUAUAUGCAAUGAGUGCACCAGGUCCGGUGGAAGGUGUGGGUACGGUGGUGGCACAAAUCAAAAUCAAAAUCAAACUACUUGUUUCUGCCCAAAUCCGCCCUAUGUCCAAGCUGGUGCUUGCUCCUCAAAUUCAUCACCACCACCUUCACCUUCUAGAGGAACUGGGAGGAACAUUUCCAACUCGCAAGCUCUUCCUAGUUCCCUACCCUUCUCUUCUCUCUGUCCAACGAUGCAUUCCGAGGAUCGCCUUCGAACCCUUUCGUUCUUUCUGAUGAUCACCAGCUUCACUUUACUUCACAUCCCGAAAUCUUUCAGCCAGGAUCAACAACAGUUUGAAACCUGCAGCGAGCCGUUUCGGUGUGGAAAUAUUGACUUUUCUUAUCCAUUCUGGGGUGGGGAUCGCCUGGAAAGUUGUGGCUAUCCAGGUUUCAAUCUAAGCUGCCAAGGGAACGUCCCUCGGUUUACAGUUGGCCCCGUUGCAUACCGGAUCCUCUCCUCUGUAGAUACCUCAUCUCAAACUGUUACUGUUGCCAGAGACGAUCUGUGGGAUAGUAAUUGUCCUCAGUCUCUCCAUAACACCACCUUGAAUUUCAACAUCUUCAGUUACCCCAGCCAGGUCGAUAACAUCACUCUGUUCUAUAAUUGCACCCAGCUUCCUACCAACCUCUUUCAACUGCAAUAUGAAUUUAAUUGCACCGUCAAUAGUACCGCACCAAAUACCAAUUUUUUCCAGACAAGUAGUGCACCCUUUUGGAGUGCUUGUGCCGAUAACAUCAGGGUUCCUAUUAAUCGCGCCGCAUUUCCGAGUCUCUUCAAUACUACGGCUAUAUUAAAUCCUACGGAUCUUCGAACCGCACUUACUACCGGCUUUCCUUUGCGAUAUGAAGCAAAUAAUACAGCCUGCAAUAAUUGCUCUAACACAGGUGGCCAGUGCGGGUAUGACACUCGUUCCAACUCAUUUACCUGCUAUUCCAACAAUAAAAAUGGCAGUAAAAGUGGUCCCGGCACUCCAGUAGUUCUUGCUAUAGUAGGUGCAGUCCUUGCUGGUGUGGGUCUUGGUUGGUUAAUUUUCUGGUGUAGGCAACGGAGGAGACGGCUUGCUGCUGCUAAAGCUGCAGAGAGUUACCAGACUCAGAGCAAGGAUAAUUCAACCACUGCUGCUAGCAAAGCCCCUACUUCUGUGCCUUCAACUGCUUUCACGAAAAGCAUCCCUUCUUAUCCUUCCUCAAAAACUGAAUUUGGAAAAGAAAGCUCCUAUUUUGGUGUCCAGGUCUUUAGCUACAGCGAACUUGAGGAAGCCACAGAUGGUUUUUCUCAAUCUAGAGAACUUGGAGAUGGUGGCUUUGGCGCUGUAUAUUAUGGUGUUCUUACUGACGGUCGCGUUGUUGCAGUCAAGCGGUUAUAUGAAAAUAAUUUUAAGCGUGUUGAGCAGUUUAUUAAUGAAGUUGAGAUCUUGACCCGUUUACGGCAUCCAAACCUUGUGACACUAUUUGGAUGCACAUCCAAAAGAAGCCGUGAGCUGUUGCUCGUGUAUGAAUAUAUACCAAAUGGAACUGUGGCCGAUCAUCUACAUGGGAAACGUGCCAGUUCUGGUUUGCUAUCUUGGCCUGUCCGACUGAACAUAGCCAUUGAGACAGCUGAUGCAUUGGCUUAUCUUCAUAAAUCAGAUAUCAUACAUCGUGAUGUCAAAACCAACAACAUCCUUCUAGACAAUGACUUCCAUGUAAAAGUCGCCGAUUUUGGGUUAUCAAGGUUGUUUCCCAACGAUGUUACGCAUGUAUCUACAGCUCCGCAGGGGACACCCGGAUACGUUGAUCCUGAGUAUUAUCAAUGCUACCAGCUCACUGAAAAGAGUGAUGUUUACAGCUUUGGGGUGGUAUUGAUUGAACUAAUUUCAUCGCUGCAAGCUGUUGAUACUAACAGGCACCGUCAUGAUAUAAAUUUGGCAAAUAUGGCCGUCAACAAAAUCCAAAACCAUACAUUACAUGAAUUGGUAGAUUCAAGUCUGGAGUUUGGGACAAAUAGCCCUAUGAGGAGGAUGACAACAUUAGUGGCUGAGCUAGCUUUUCGGUGUCUGCAGCAGGAGAGAGAUAUGAGGCCUUCAAUGCAAGAAGUAGUGGAUGCUCUUCGAGGAAUUCAGAAUGAAGGGUUGAAUACUGCAAAGGUGGAGGUGGUGCAUAUCUUGGUUGAUGACGUCGCGCCGCUCAAGGAUAAUGUUGUCCCUACAUCGCCUGAUUCAGUUGUUCCUGAUAAGUGGCUUAGCAGCUCGACACCAAAUUCAAGCGGGUGACGUUUCUGACUGGCUAUGCUUUUUCUCUUGUAAAAAAAGAUUGUACUAGAACAAAGUUCUUUGUUUCUCAAUCGGUAACAUUUAGAGAUCUUUGCUGUUUCCUCAUAGCACUACAUUUUUGAAAAUUUAUUGGCCUUUGCUGUUUCCUCAUAGCACUACACAGGAAAUGUAUCUACUUAUUCUGUAAUAGAAAACAUAAGCAAGUGAUUAUAUCAAUUAUUGUGGAGUUAGAGGGAAUGUACAUAUUGUUGAAUGGAGCU